AUGACCCCAGUUAUCGUUGCCGCGACUGGGGGCCAGUCAGUCGCCUGCGGCGAUGUUGAAAUGUCGAGCUUGCCAGUCGCUAACCGGCCAACAAGGGUUCGCCCAGUUACCGGACCGGAGGCGAGUUCGGUUAGGGGUACAUGCAGGGGUACACGCGGACAUGUGCAUGAGCAUGUGGGCAAACGUUUUGUCGUGUUGCCUAGAGUCGGUAUGUGUGGCACCCUGGCGAGUGGAGUCGGACCCAGCCAAAAGACUGGCUGA
Protopolystoma xenopodis is the source of this 261-nucleotide messenger RNA. The record is from the annotation of a GenBank genome assembly. Lineage: Eukaryota; Metazoa; Platyhelminthes; Monogenea; Polystomatidea; Polystomatidae.